GGGCAUCCGUAAUGCAAAAACCCUGGAGUGGGACCCUGCUGCUCACGUGUAUGAUUACAUGCCCCGAUUCGCGGCCUGGCCAGAAAGGUUAAGCCAUAGCCACCGAUCGGAUCAUACUCCCACAUCCGCAUCUCUCUCCGUCAAGUGCCCCAGCACAAAGAUUCACCGAAUAUCACUUCUCCAAUACCAUUGGCCCAUAACCCCCAACUCCACAUUUUCUACUUCUUCUUCUUCUAUAAGAGCAAUCAACGUAGAGACUCCUUUCUCUGCUCUACACUCUUUUCUUCUCUUCUCUUGCGGAGACCUAGGGUUUUUGGAUGGCAUUUCCGUAAAUAAUGGCGGCUAGUUCUAGAGGCUUCGCGACUCCAUUUCGUCUGGAACUGAGAAGUGUUGAUGUGUCAACUCUGCCACAUCGCGAAAUCGAGUUCAGGAAGUGUAGGAGGAGGGUUUCUGUUGAUGGAGAUCGAAUUCGGCUGAGUAGAAUCAGAUGCUGCUGUUCUGGAAGUACUGGCUCCGGGAAGAGUGUGGAGAAGGCUGAAGAAUGGCGGUUUGACUCUAAAAAGAGUUCUCAUAGAGUUCGAAUCCAGGCUAUGCCUUCAAUGCCUUUUGCCUCGCCUCAGUCUCAUUUUGUUUCCAAACAAGAAAAGUUCUAUCCCCGCUGCACUCCAAGACAUUCUGGUCCACAGUCCCGUGAUACUCCACCAAAAAGAGACACUGGUAUUGCAAAUGAAAAGGAUUGGGGCAUCAACUUAUUAAGUGAAAAUAUCAAUGAGUCUGGCACUAAUGAAGAUGGCAGUGCUUGGUAUCGAGAGAGUGGGGAAGGCCUUGGUGAAAAUGGAUACAGAUGUAGAUGGACAAGGAUGGGUGGUCAAAGCCAUGAUGGUUCCUCGGAAUGGAAAGAAAUGCCUGGGUGCAAAAGCCAAAAGAGAAGUGUGAGGGUCAAGUUUGAAAGCUACCAAGCAAUGAAAAAGUGGUGGGAGAAAAGUGACUGGACGGGAUACAAAGAACUAGGUGUGGAGAAAUCUGGAAGGAAUGCUGAAGGGGAUUCAUGGUGGGAAACAUGGCAAGAAGUUCUUCAUCAAGAUGAAUGGAGUAAUCUAGCUAGGAUAGAGAGGAGUGCACAGAAACAAGCAAAAUCAGGCACCGAGAAUGCUGGGUGGUAUGAGAAGUGGUGGGAGAAAUAUGAUGCUAAAGGCUCAACUGAGAAAGGAGCACAUAAGUACGGUAGACUGAAUGAACAAUCAUGGUGGGAGAAGUGGGGAGAGCAUUAUGAUGGAAGAGGAUCCGUUCUAAAAUGGACAGAUAAAUGGGCUGAGACUGAACUAGGAACCAAAUGGGGUGACAAGUGGGAAGAGAAAUUCUUUGCUGGCAUAGGUUCACGUCAAGGGGAGACUUGGCAUCUCUCUCCCAGUGGUGAUCGCUGGUCAAGGACAUGGGGAGAAGAACACUUUGGAAAUGGUAAGGUGCACAAAUACGGCCAGAGCACAACGGGUGAAAGCUGGGAUAUUGUUGUCGAUGAGGAAACCUAUUACGAGGCCGAACCUCACUACGGAUGGGCUGACGUUGUGGGUAAUUCAAGUCAGUUACUAUCAAUAGAACCUCUGGAGAGGCCGCCUGGUGUCUACCCAAAUCUCGACUUUGGGACAUCUCCACCACCCCCAGACGAUGACUCCCCAGAUACCCCUGCAUCUUCACAAUGAAGAGCGUGAUAAAUCAUUGCACUCACGUGUCUUGCCUCAUUUAUUCAUUCUUUUGAAUAUCGAUAUUUCCAGUUUUCAGUUACCAGUUUGUGCUCUGAUUUCUUUAACGACAUUAUUCAUGUAAUGUGUUGGGUUUAUUUAUUUAUAUUUGAUGUUGAAGAUGUUGCAUAGCA
This is a messenger RNA of Vitis riparia (riverbank grape), 1873 nucleotides long. RefSeq lists its product as uncharacterized. NCBI's taxonomy places the organism in Eukaryota, Viridiplantae, Streptophyta, Magnoliopsida, Vitales, Vitaceae. Gene Ontology annotation, cellular component: starch grain; chloroplast stroma. The transcript is spliced from 12 exons. Gene Ontology annotation, biological process: starch metabolic process; regulation of starch metabolic process. The record is from RefSeq and is a predicted model, not a curated record. Gene Ontology annotation, molecular function: starch binding. The coding region runs from base 336 to 1700 and encodes 454 amino acids.